AUGUCUGCCAAAAAGAUCGAGCAAUGGGAAAUUGAGCGAUAUUGGGAGAUCUUCGCUUCAUUAUCAAAUGGCCAGAAGCACCUGAACAGUUCCCAAGCCGCCUCCGUGCUGAGGAACAGCCGGCUGCGCGAUGACCAGCUCGAGAAGGUCUGGGACAUUGCGGACGUGGAUGGGGAUGGAGAGCUUGAUUUUGAGGAGUUCUGUGUUGCGAUGCGCCUAGUGUUUGACCUGGUCAAUGGUCGUCUUAUCUGGAAUCAGGUCCUACAAGAAGUCCCCAAUGUCUUGCCAGACUGGCUGGUCCCGGAAUCCAAGUCACACCUCGUCCACGCGACCCGAGCCCUCAGCGGCGGCCAAGAACACUUUGAGCGCAUAGAAGAUGAGGACGACACUGUCGGCCUGAAAGACGGGUUCGAUUGGUACAUGAAGCCGAACGAUAAGAACAAGUAUACCGAUAUCUACGAUGCCAACCGCAACGCCCGUGGUCAAGUAGAAUUCCAACAAUUACAACCUCUCUAUGAAUCGCUCGAUGUUCCUGAUACCGAUGUCCGCUCUGCAUGGAACCUCGUCAAUCCCUCCGCGUCACCUGCAAUCAACAAAGACGCAACUCUUGCCUUCCUACACAUCCUGAACUUCCGCCACGAAGGGUUCCGCAUCCCGCGCACGAUCCCCGCAUCUCUGCGCGCGUCUUUCGAAACCAACCAAAUUGACUAUCAAAUCGACAAGGCAGCCCCCGCACAACGCUACGGACUCGACGGCGAAACAGAAACACGAACAGGCCGCAAGGCCAAGUUCGGCGACACCUACCUUGGUCGACUGGGCGUUGGAGGCAAAGGAUCAUACCAACCCAAGGGCACUGAUUUCAGCGACACGAUCCAGGAUGAGGAAUGGGAGAAGGUGCGACUGCGUCGCGAGUUGGCUGAGUUGGAGGCCAAGUUAAGCUCGGCGCAGAAAGCCUCGGAUUCUCGACGAGAUGGACCGCGCAACGAUGGUCGCCCGAACUGGGUCCUUAUUAAGAAGGAAGCACUGUCGCUGCUUGAAUAUAAAGAGCGCGAGCUACGGGAGCUGCGUGAAGGAUCUGGACGCGCUAAAGAUGGACAGGAUCUUGAACGGCUCCGUGAGGACGUCAAGACCGUUGGUGAACAAGUGGAUGGCCUGAAGGCCCAUAUGUCUCAACGGCACGAUGUCCUUGCGGAUCUGCGUAGCCAGAUUGAAGAUGAGAAAGCCCGGCGGUGA
This is a messenger RNA of Penicillium brevicompactum, 1233 nucleotides long. It is a transcript of the gene end3, whose product is annotated as cytoskeletal adaptor protein SagA. Gene Ontology annotation, cellular component: nucleus; cytoplasm; plasma membrane. Bases 1 to 1233 code for a protein of 410 amino acids. The transcript is spliced from 3 exons. Gene Ontology annotation, molecular function: protein binding; calcium ion binding. NCBI's taxonomy places the organism in Eukaryota, Fungi, Ascomycota, Eurotiomycetes, Eurotiales, Aspergillaceae. Gene Ontology annotation, biological process: endosomal transport; endocytosis; actin cortical patch assembly. The record is from RefSeq and is a predicted model, not a curated record.